Molecule: messenger RNA, 2065 nt
Organism: Siniperca chuatsi (mandarin fish)
Lineage: Eukaryota; Metazoa; Chordata; Actinopteri; Centrarchiformes; Sinipercidae
Gene: fam161b
Product: FAM161 centrosomal protein B
Exons: 9
Coding region: 159-1847 (562 amino acids)
Biological process (GO): cilium organization
Cellular component (GO): cilium
Source: RefSeq, a predicted model, not a curated record
GUGUAACACAAAGACUCUGUCAACUUAAUUUCAACAACAGACCUCAUUAGCUUACCGAAAAAGAGGUAGUGUAUCUUGCCAGCGGAGAUAUACGAGUUUCGACGCCAAGAAAUACUUUCUAAAACUCGUCUUUGACCAGUUUCACAGGUCAGAGGAAUAUGUCAAAGCUGGAGACCUUGCUGAAAGAUGGACUCAUAUCAGAGUUAAUGCUCCAGCAGCAGCUGAAGGCUCUGAGUGAGGCCCUCAGGCAGCAGCUGCAGGAGACAGAGAGGAGACAGAGGGAGGAGCUGGAGAGGAGGAUUCAUCAGAACGCUCUACUGUCAACAGAUGUAGACCGAGACUCCGGUGAUAAAAAUGAAGUGAACCAUCAGGCCAAACAUGUGGGAAUAAGGAGAUCCACCUCUACAUCUGCCCUGACCUCAGACAAACAGACUUUGCACCAUCCCAAACAGUCAGAGAGUCCUAACUCAUCUUCUUCAGCCUUGGUAUCUCCAACAAACUGGAAGCAUUGUUCAGUCAGGACUUCCAUGCUGACUCCUACCAAGACUCAACAGUGUGAGCGGUUAGCUUUAUCUAAAACAACACAGAUGAGCAAAGAGGAGGAGGCCGAGGCUGAGUGUCAGAAGAAGUUCUGCGCUCUCCCAGCCCCCAGCGAUGUCAUUCAGCCCCUUUAUCAGGAGAUGGUGGAGCUGAGAGAGAAGGAGAGGAAGCAGGGCCGUGAGCAGAGGAGGGACUUCUUGCUCUCCAUUCAAAAACCUUUCAGCUUCCAUGAGAGAGAGAAGGAGAAAAGGGAGAAGCUGAUAGCGAUGUUAAACCAAGUCUCACAUGAUCAGAAAAACAAGGCUGCUACUGUUAGGAAAACUCGUCAUAAAGAAGUAAAAGACUUGUCAGAUUCUGAGCUGAAAGACCAGGAGCUUUGCAGACAAGUCCCCACUCAGACAACAGUGCAACAUGAGAAUCCUACUGUGUCUGGCAGCCGGAAACUUCGCACUGCUGAGCGCACCAGGAAAGAAAAGUUGGGAUUCCUGGAUGAGAGACCCAGCUUCCAGCCAAAAAUCAUCCAUCAGGUCCCUGAUUUCAGCAGGCUGCACAAAGCCUUGCAGACUGAGGUGCUGAGAAAAACACAGAGUAGAGAUGUGAUAAAAUGUCAGCCCUUCUUUCUGAGGACAUCAGCUCUCCCUGCAAGGCAAAGUAGGAUGAGCCCUGAAAACUCACAGGUACCAAAAAUAAGUAACCUCAGUAAAAGCAAGUCACUUGGGGCCUUAACAUCACUGUCCACAGACACACUCCCCACGUACAUCACAGAUGCUGUAAGGAAGCGCUGCAUGGCCAUCAGAAAGUCAAUGGAGAUGAGGGAUAGCAAGAAUCAAGAGAGUGCAGACUGGUUAAAGAAGUACCAGAUGAGGUCCCAGGCCAUGAAGAAGACAGUCACACUCCAUGCAAAGUUGCUGGACCCACACAGCAGCUUGAAAGAAGUGUAUAAUGAAAAACUACACCACCAUCGGGAGGCUGACCAACAAAGGAUGAGAGAGUACACGAGGGAGUUACGGGAUAUGAAGGCACGAGUUAGUGAACGCCCUUAUUUGUUUGAACAGGUGAAACAGAAAAAUGCAAAGGCUCACGCAGAGCAGACAUACAGGAACAAGCUGAAGAAAGCCGGUUUAAAGGAGAAAUUUGUUGAAGAAAAUGGAGAAGCAGGUGAAGGAGGAACAUCAACAUCCUCCAGAUCUGAGGACGAUACAGAUGAGAAUGACAUUCAUAGCAGGGAAGAAAAUGUAGACGACGGGGAGAAAAUUGAAGAUGUGGAAGAGAAGAGCGUGAAGUCCAAAGGGGAAGAAAUGCCAUGAUCAAAAAGGUUCAGGCGGCACAGAGUUCCCUGUGGCCUCUCCACUAGAAAACAACAUUGUCCUCAAAAAUGAUUCAUGUCCCAGCUAACUAUCCGCACCAAGCGUUUGAUAGUUUAAGAUGUGCAACUAUAAAUUAUGAAAUUACAAAACAUCUGGACUUUACAAUCACAAAUGUGAGGGGUUACAACUGAAAGAAAAUAAAAGUUUAUAUAACUGUA